Belonocnema kinseyi is the source of this 781-nucleotide messenger RNA. Its product is annotated as cytochrome c oxidase subunit 4 isoform 1, mitochondrial-like. Bases 63 to 683 code for a protein of 206 amino acids. The record is from RefSeq and is a predicted model, not a curated record. The transcript has 4 exons. NCBI's taxonomy places the organism in Eukaryota, Metazoa, Arthropoda, Insecta, Hymenoptera, Cynipidae. Gene Ontology annotation, biological process: mitochondrial electron transport, cytochrome c to oxygen.
AAUCUAAUGUAACUUAUACUCAUCCUCAGGUGUUUGGAAAAAGGAAUUGGCAGAUUAAAAAAAUGUCAUUGUGGAGAAGUAUGGCUUUAAAAUCCCCGGAUUUCGGGUCCACAGCAAAACUUUUAAACGUGCGAGGAUGUCAUCAUGAAACAUUUAGUCGGAAGGAAAUUUAUCAGAAAAAAAUUGGAAAUCGAGAAAUCGUAGGAUUUGGUUUAACUGGCGAACCUUCUUACAUCGAUUGGCAUUCUUUUCCAUUUCCAUCCAUAAGAUUCCGCAAAUUUGGCCCAGAAUUAAAGGCCUUGAGAGAAAAGGAAAAAGGAGAUUGGAGAACUCUCACAUCAGAUGAAAAAAAGUGUCUAUACCGUGCCAGUUUCUGCAGCACCUUUGCAGAAAUGGAUGCGCCAGACCCAGAAUGGAAAUCAGUCGCUGGUUGGACCAUGUUUAUGAUGUCCUUAGGUGUUUGGCUGUAUGUGUUUACUCAGCUGUUUGUAAGAAGAGAGGCACCAAAAACCUUCGAUAGAGAGCACAGAAUUGCUCAAUAUUAUAGAGCAGUGGCUAUUAACCACAAUCCUUUUGCGACCAAUAUUCGGCCACCUGGUGCAGAAAAAAGAGUCCACCCUAAGAACAAGGAAAUGCUGGAGGAAAUUAUGAAAAAAGAAGCCCGAAAAGAAGCUAGCAAAUAAAAAUACAAAUACAGACUACGUAUUCACGUGUUUUCUCUUUUUUGUUUCUUUAAUAACUUCUUCAGUUUAUGUAUAGAUAUCUGUAGAUAUUUCUUACA